AAAAAUGUCGGUCGAUAUGGAUCGACGUUGACGUGUACACUUGAAUUUUCUUUAAAAUGAGGCCUUCUCUCAGUUUUUUGCUGAUAUGUGUGUUUUUCUUCUUCAUUUUGAAAUCAAUAUACAGUCUGAUUGGAAUUUUCCAAUCGCCAACUUGUAACAAAGGAGAUGUAUGUUACAAAUCCUUCCUGAAUUCAAAACCUAAACUUGACCUCUUUGUUUUUGUUUCUGAUAAUUCAAGAUCUGGCAAUUUUGACGAAAUACUGCACCAACAUAACUUCGAUUAUACAUCACGCUUCGAACGAGAAGUACCUUUAGAGAUUUCUAAAACUACCAGAAACAAUGGUAGUAUCUUUAUUCACACGAUCCUUGUGCCCAGUAAAUCGAACUAUGAAGAUAUCAACCUAGAAGAUCUUGUAAAAGUACCAGAAUCUACUUAUAUCAAAAAUAGAUUGACAAAAUAUGCUGUUCCAAGUAGUGCAACGUUCAACUUGCUCAAUGAACAGGCAAGACAAGCUGCCCUAGUGAGGCCAGUAACUCAUCUACGUUCCAAAUAUGCUGUGAUAAUGUGUACUGACAACUUAGACAUUCCUCAUUCUGAUAUCCCUAUGGAAAUCAUGAGACAUUUGAGAAUCAAUAGAAAUAGAGAGUUUUUGCCAAUUGCUCAGGCAGACCUUUUGAACAUGAGACUCAGAGAACUUGUGGAAAUCACUCCAGAAACCAGAAACUUGAAUUUCACUUACCAUUAUACUCCUACUUCUUUAGGGAAAAUGAGGUUUUUGCUUCAGAUUGAAGCAACUCUUCAUCAGUUCUUGGAAUUAGGAUUCACAGAAAAGGAUUUGGAUGAAGUUAAAGGAGUUUUUGCUGAUACAAAUUUAUAUUUGUUAUGUGCUACACUGUGCAUUGGUAGUAUUCAUCUUCUCCUUGAUUUCUUGUCAUUCAAAAAUGAUGUGAGUUUUUGGAAGUCUCAAACUUCCAUGGCAGGACUUUCAACUAAGACAGUAUUAUGGAGAGCUUUCUCUCAGACUAUUGUUUUUCUAUAUUUGCUUGAUGAAGGCACUUCUCUCUUGGUUUUGGUGCCUAGUGGUAUUGCCACAAUAAUAGAGUUUUGGAAAGUAAGCAAAGUAUUCAAAACCACGAUCUCUUGGACAGGCCUGAAAUUCAAUACUAGCGAGAAAGAAACAAAUGAUGAGAAAAAAACUAGAGAAUAUGAUGAGGAAUGUAUGAAAUAUUUGAGUUUUGUGUUGUACCCUUUGUGUAUUGCAGCUGCUGUAUACUCUUUGUUGUAUCAACCUCACAGAAGUUGGUAUUCUUGGACGAUAAACAGUCUGGUGAAUGGAGUGUAUGCUUUUGGGUUUCUCUUUAUGCUGCCCCAACUAUUCAUCAACUACAGAUUGAAAUCGGUCGCUGCGUUGCCUUGGCGCGCAUUCACCUACAGGGCGUUCAACACGUUCAUCGACGAUAUUUUCGCAUUCAUCAUCACUAUGCCCAUGGCUCACAGGGUGGCCUGUUUCAGAGAUGACAUUGUUUUCCUCGUUUAUUUGUACCAAAGAUGGUUGUAUCCUGUGGAUAAAACUAGAACUGAUGACAUUACUGGAGAGAUUAUCCCAGGAGAUGAGGUCAAAAAUAAAAAGAAGGACCAAUAAUUUAUUAUUGUUGUGUUUGUGUGUUCGUUUUUUAUUUAAUUAAAGUUGGAAGUAUUCAUUU
Molecule: messenger RNA, 1704 nt
Organism: Phaedon cochleariae (mustard beetle)
Lineage: Eukaryota; Metazoa; Arthropoda; Insecta; Coleoptera; Chrysomelidae
Source: the annotation of a GenBank genome assembly